AUGAGUAUUACUAAGUUUAAAAAAGAGGAGUUAAAGGCUAUUGCCGAGGAGUUAAAAUUACCUAUACCUGAUAAUGCUAAAGUUCUAGAUUUAAGAGAGUUAAUACAGGAGAGUAAGAUUUAUAAAACAGAUAAAGAAUCGUAUCAAACUAUUGUUGACUGUGUACUUCAGGAAAUAAACGAGAGAAAAGAUAAACUUGAGCGGGAAAAAUUAGAAAACGAAAAUCGACUAGAAUUUGAGAGAAUUAAACUGUCCCAGUUAGAAAGGGAAUUAGAAAUUGCAAAAUUGCGUGAACAAUCUCGAGAGAUGUUCGGAUAUGUCGCUAGCGGAAGUGUAGAUGAGGAGGUGAAUAACAAAAUUCACUGUGGUUUAAUUCGAGAUAGUGAUUUAAAUACAACUUUAAAGACCUUUUGGGAGUUAGAAUCAAUAGGUGUCAAGGACGAGGGUAUUACUAGUGAGGAGGACAUGAAUUUAGAAUUGUUUAAGGAAAAUAUAUGUUUUAAAAAUGGUAGGUAUGAGGUGGGACUCCCGUGGAAAAGAGAUAGUAAUGAGUUGAGCGAUAAUUUUGAUUUAGCAAAAAGACGACUCAGCAGUCUUAUGAGAAAAAUGCAAAAUGAUAAGGUGUUGUAUUCUGAGUAUUGUAAAGUUUUAAAGGGUUACCUAGAUGAGGGGAUAAUUGAGAGGGUAACAAAUCCGUUUGCUUCAACAAAUAACCCAGUGUUUUAUCUUCCUCACCAAGUGAUAAUAAAAAAUGAAUCUCUAACAACAAAAUUACGUAUAGUUUUUGAUGCUAGUGCACAUGAAAUAGGACAAUUAUCGCUGAACGAUUGUUUACAUCAAGGAGUUAAUUUAAAUCCAAACAUUUUUGAUUUGUUGAUAUCCUUUCGCUUGAACAAAAUAGCCAUUUUAGCUGAUAUGGAAAAAGCCUUUCUCCAGAUUUCUUUGACUCCAAAAGAUAAAGACGCAGUUAGGUUUCUUGUGGCUAACAGUGAAAACGAUGUUCAAGUGUAUAGAUUCAAUCGAGUUCUUUUUGGUGUGAACUCGUCUCCAAUUCUAUUGGCCGCAACUAUAAAAACCCAUAUUGAGAAAUAUAAGGAACAAUAUCCCGUUACUGUUCGGAGACUCGAUAAUUGUUUUUACGUGGACGAUCUCGUCGCUGGUGAAGACGACGUAUCAUCAGCAUUUGACUUGUCAAACACAGCAGCAAAAAUCAUGGAUGAUGCAGGGAUGAAUUUGCGGAAGUGGAUUUCAAAUGACUGUGAUUUAAUAAAACAAUGGCAGACAGAACAUUUCGACCAUUUAAAUAUUAACGAUUUCGUGAACCAACCACAUCGUGUUUUGGGACUUUCUUGGAGUCCUCAAAAUGACUAUGUUAGUCUUAAUUUAAAAGGUCUAUUGGACUUCCUUCUGAAAAGGAAAAAUACUAAACGAUUCUUGUUGAUGGCCGCAGGCAGAAUAUUUGAUCCAAUGGGAUUUGUAUCCCCCUUCACUAUAAGAUUUAAAAUUUUAUUUCAAGAAAUCUGGCAAAGUAAAACAGACUGGGACGAAGAGUUACUGCCAGAUGUUAAUGAGAACAUUAAAGCGUAUGGAGCUGUCUCAGAUUUAAGACUGAAAACUCCUAACAAAAUUUGUGUGUAUCUUUUAGAUUCAAAAUGCCGUGUGGCUCCUCUAAAGCCAUUAUCCCUUCCACGUUUGGAAUUAAUGGGUGCGUUACUUGCUGCGAGAUUGGCAAAAGAAGUAUCAAGAGUCCUCAGUGAGAAAAUACCAGCAACCAACCACUUUUGGACAGAUUCCACUAUAGCCUUGAGUUGGAUUCAAGGUUCCAGCAGCAGAUGGAAAGUCUUUGUCGCCAAUCGUGUGAAGGAAAUACAAUCCUUGACAAACAAAGAUACGUGGCACCAUUGUCCUGGAAAGAACAAUCCAUCUAAUCUUCUUACGAGAGGCAUCAGCGCCGACUCAUUGUUGAACCGUGAGAAGUGGUGGAAUGGACCGAGUUUCCUACAUGAAGAAAACAUUGUCCCUAAAAAUGAUGACGUGAUACUUAGUGAUGACAGUGUGUGUCAGGAAGAACUAAAAUCGUUCGUCGAUAAUUGUAAGCAACCAUUUAACAAACAAAUUGGACCAUUGAAGAUAUCCGAAGUCCAACGAGCGGAAACUACGCUUGUGAAGUUGGUGCAACAGGUAGAAUUUGAAUCAGAAUUAAAGGACUUGUCCACUAAGGGUAUGGUUAGCCCUCAAAACAAUGCUUCCAACUUUGUAGGCACACAAUUAGAGUUAAAGAGACUGAGAAAAAUUCUGAGUAAUAGUAACAAUAAUAUGAGUAAAUUUUUGUGUGAUGAACGUGUUGAGUGGAGUUUCAUUCCACCAAGAGCACCAAAUCAUAGAGGCCUCUGGGAGGCUGGAGUCAAGGCCGUCAAAUAUCAUAUAAAACGAAUUAUGGGUAAUUUAAAAUUCACUUAUGAAGAAUUUUUAACGAUUCUUAACCAGAUUGAGGGAAUUCUCAACUCACGUCCCCUCUACCCUUUAUCAUGUGACCCUAACGAUUUUGAUGUUUUGACUCCUGGUCAUUUCCUUGUUGGUCGUCCGAUUUCAGCAAUUGUUGAACCGAGUUUAACUGAACUGCCUGAUAACAGGUUAAAGCAAAGUGCAAACAUGGUUAAUUGCUCCUAA
Molecule: messenger RNA, 2670 nt
Organism: Argiope bruennichi
Lineage: Eukaryota; Metazoa; Arthropoda; Arachnida; Araneae; Araneidae
Exons: 6
Coding region: 1-2670 (889 amino acids)
Molecular function (GO): nucleic acid binding
Source: RefSeq, a predicted model, not a curated record